AUGAUUACACGUGAUUGGAUUUUUAAUGAAUUUGGAUGUAAAUUUUCUAUUACAAUUGAUAUUCUAUGUACAGUAGUGAGUAAUUUUCAAGUUAUUGUAUACACUGUUGCUGCUCUAAGUGUAGAACGUUAUAUUGAUGCCAAAUUAUCUUUAACACUCAAUAAUAAAUUUCGUACAAUUAUUACUAUUACGUGCAUUGUUCUAAUUUGGACAAUGGGAUUAUUGAUGCCAUUACCGUACAUAAUUCAUACCUAUUUACAUACAUCAACGAAUAAUACUAAACAUCGAUCAUGUGAUUCAAAAUUAACAGAAAAAUUCCUUUUAAUACAUGAAAUUAUAUUGUAUAUAUUUGCAUUUGUUAUACCCUAUUCAAUCAUUGUUAUAUUCUCAUUAAAACUAUUAAAAUUUCUUCGUGAAUGGUUAAAACGUAAAGAAAAAUUAACACGAGCAAGUAUUACACGAAAACGUACCAGAGGUGUUAAAUUGGUUCUUU
Messenger RNA from Didymodactylos carnosus, 493 nucleotides. Lineage: Eukaryota; Metazoa; Rotifera; Eurotatoria; Philodinida; Philodinidae. The record is from the annotation of a GenBank genome assembly.